AUGGCCAACUUACCUCCCCAACAAUACUCCCCCCCUUCUAAUCUGCCAACCAACAACAGAGAACCACAAACAUUUCAAUAACCAACCAUAGGAUAACCCCAGGUUGCUCGAUCUAAUCUGCCCAUCCAAUCCUUGCCUGAUACUGCCUUGCAAUAUUUGCCACAACAGAUUGCCCAACAACCCUAUUCUAGUUAACCAUUGCAACAACCACUCUAUAAUUAACUUUAACCUACCAAGCUUGGCCCUCAAUAACCCAUCUUUGGUCAAUCCCAAAUCUAAUAAAUUGCCUAACCACCACAAGAAGGAAACGUCGUAAAAGGCCAGUCCAGAAUAGAAUACAUUCCAUACGAACGAACCAUCACAGAAUACGAAGAAGUAAGAAGAUAAGUCCAAGUUCCAAUUACUAAAUAAGUCACCGAUUACUACGCUGUCUAAUAUGACAUUGAAUACAUCCCGCAAGUGAUUCAAGAAAAACAAAUUGAGUAUGUGCCAGUUGAGAGAGUUGCAGAAAGGACUGAAUAUUAUACUGUCGAAAAGCAAAAUGUCAUUUAACAACCAAUCGGAUAUUAAUCCCAAAUCCAAACUAAUUAUAUACCUGAACAAUUUUAAUACAAUCAAAUAAUUGAACGUCAAUCUGCACUUGCUUAUUAGCCAUACUAACAGUAAACCCAAAUCUAAACAAGAGAAGUCACCCAAUAUCCAGUUGCCCAAUAAUAACAAUACAUCUAAUAACUUCCAGUCCAAUAAUCAGUCCCAUUACCAGCUCCUUAAGCAUAAUAUCUGCCAACUCAAUACUAACAAUAUGCUAGUCCCAUUGGAAUUCAAUAACCCUAAUAUUAGAUAUAAUAAACUGUCCCAUUGAAUUAUGGGUAAUAAUUUUAGGCAAGUUAAAUUUAACCAGCUCCUAAGUAACCAAUCGCUACAGCUACUGUGCCAUAAGGAUAUUAAAUUCCCACUUAAACUGUUCCCUAACAAUACAUAAAUUAAUAAGUUGAAUAAGAUCCAACAAUCCAUAGUAAGCGUCCAUAACAGCAAUUGGCCUAAACUGCCUAAUACAACCCAUAAUUACAAUAGACUGUAGGUCCUAAUCAAUUUGCAUAGUCUGUUCCUUAAUAAUAAUCACUUCAAUAGGAUCUUGGUAGAACUAGGCCAUAUUAAUAAUAAUAAUAGCCAUAACCAUAGCAAUAGCAAUUACCAUAAUAAUAAUAAGGAGUUCCAUAAAAGCCUAACAAAGAAAAAUCAUUUUUAGAAAAAUUAUUCGAUUGA
Paramecium tetraurelia is the source of this 1266-nucleotide messenger RNA. RefSeq lists its product as uncharacterized. NCBI's taxonomy places the organism in Eukaryota, Ciliophora, Oligohymenophorea, Peniculida, Parameciidae. The record is from RefSeq and is a predicted model, not a curated record. The transcript is spliced from 4 exons.